CGAACCUAAUGGUUUGGGAGGAAGGCUAGGGUUUAAGAAAAAGCACAUGAAGUUCGUACCCCUACCUCCCCAAAUACCAACCCGUAGAUUUUGCGGCGAUUACAAAGAAAUUCCUCUCUCUACAGAGUUACAGAUUUCAUUUCUAUCUGAAAAGUUCGAUUUCCAGCAUUAAUUCUAGUUACUAUUCGAGAAAACAAAUUUAAGGAGUUUUCGACGAUUCCACAGGAUUGAAGGUGGUUGAAAAAUGAAUUUCAAGAAUGUCAAGGUUCCAAAUGUGCCUGGUGGCGGUGCUGCAUCUGCUCUAAUUAAGGUCGGAAUCCUUGGUGCUGUUGGAUUAUAUGGUAUCACUAACAGUCUUUACAAUGUGGAAGGUGGUCAUCGAGCCAUUGUUUUCAACCGCGUUUACGGUGUUAAAGAGAAGGUUUACCCCGAAGGCACACAUUUCAUGAUUCCUUGGUUUGAGAGACCAGUCAUCUACGACGUUCGUGCACGCCCUCACCUAGUGGAAAGUACAUCUGGAAGUCGUGAUCUUCAAAUGGUCAAGAUUGGCCUUCGAGUUCUUACUCGCCCUGUGGCUUCAACAUUGCCUACAAUCUACCGUACACUUGGUGAGAAUUACAAUGAAAGAGUCUUGCCAUCCAUAGUUCACGAAACUCUGAAAGCUGUAGUUGCUCAAUACAAUGCAAGUCAGCUACUUACUCAGCGUGAGGCUGUUAGUAGGGAAAUCCGGAAGAUAAUGACAGAAAGGGCCGCAAACUUCAACAUUGCUUUAGAUGAUGUGUCCAUCACAACUCUUACCUUCGGUAGAGAGUUCACUGCUGCAAUUGAGGCUAAACAGGUAGCUGCACAGGAAGCUGAAAGAGCCAAGUUUAUUGUUGAAAAAGCUGAGCAAGACAAGAAAAGUGCUAUUAUCAGAGCACAGGGAGAAGCCAAGAGUGCUCAACUCAUUGGUCAAGCCAUUGCCAACAACCCGGCUUUUAUUACUCUGAGGAGAAUCGAAGCUGCCAGGGACAUUGCUGGGACAAUAUCCAAUUCAGCAAACAAAGUGAUGUUAAGUUCAGAUGAUCUUUUGCUCAACCUUGGUGAUAUGACACCUGAGCCAGCUAGUGGGAAGAAGUAGAAUACUGUGCUUGAGAUACCUGGUCUGCAGUUGGAACAUGCAACACCCGUUAUUUGGGAAGAUUUUAUGAAAAGAGAGUUUUUAGAGUUUGAGGAACUUUAUGUAAAUGACAGGCUUUGAUGAUCUUCUCAGCUGCUUAUGAUCUUACAGAUCCUCUUGAGUGUUAAUUACAUUCAAAUCUUAAUCAACAUUUUGCCUAAACACUUGCUGAAUAAGCAGCCACCCUAUGGUAAUGAGAUUUGAACAAUCUUAUUUUGCUGGUUAUGAAAUGGAUGUUGAUGUUCAAAUAGGAGUUGCCUAGAUACUUGUCUGUUGUUUAUAUAGUCAGGUAAUUUAUUUACUUCA
Molecule: messenger RNA, 1465 nt
Organism: Beta vulgaris subsp. vulgaris (sugar beet)
Lineage: Eukaryota; Viridiplantae; Streptophyta; Magnoliopsida; Caryophyllales; Amaranthaceae
Product: prohibitin-1, mitochondrial
Exons: 6
Coding region: 245-1120 (291 amino acids)
Biological process (GO): mitochondrion organization
Cellular component (GO): mitochondrion; membrane
Source: RefSeq, a predicted model, not a curated record